CUCUUUUUAAUUUUAUCCAACAUGUGUGUUCUAACACAAACCCUAGCGCUCGUUCCUCUCUUUCUCUCACCUCUCGCCAUCGCAUCUCCGUUCGAUUACGACACCUUGGUGUACAAACAAUGCGAAACAGACGUGAACCUUCCUUCUCAUUCAGAAGCUAUCUCUUUGUUCUUCCACGAGCUCGAAUCGAAAUCCUCUCGAUUCAGUUUCUUUAAAACGUUGGUGGGCAAUGAAGCUUCCGCAGUUUCUGGAAUGUUCCAAUGCAGAAAAGAUUAUCCGAGUGAUAGAUGCCGUACGUGCGUGACUGAUCUCCAUGAGCUGUCGGCCAGUUUAUGUGGAAAUGCCACGUCAGUUCGUGUUCAAAUCCGAGGAUGUCACUUGAAGUACCAAACUGAAGCUGUCGACGGCAAUGGUGUCGAAGGUAAAAUUCACAACCACAAGCUCUUAGAAGCAGCACCCGAACACGGCCUCAUCCACAAAACGUGCGACGGAGCCGUGGCGGAGACGUUCGCCGGAUUCGAGGAGAUCAGGGGGGAGGCGUUGGCAGCUGCGGCGGCCGGCGUCGUCGACGGCCACGGCUGCUACGCCGACAAUCACGAGCUGCUCCACGUGGUGGCUCAGUGUGACGGGGACGUCGGCCUCUGUGACUGCGGCGAGUGCAUCGUGGCCGCCGCCGCUGUGGUGGAGGAGGACUGCCGGUGGUCCGCCGCCGGUCAGGUUUACUUGGACGGUUGCUACGUUGGGUAUACGUAUUACCCGUACGGGCUUCCCGGCAGUUCUUGCCACGAGGGUAAAAUCGGAAGUACGGGAAAAUCACUGGCGAUCGUGGUGGGAGCAGCAGCAGCUCUGGUUAUGGGUGCCGUUUUUCUAAUGUUCCUCAAGCGUUUAGGCAAAAAGGGCGACGAUUGUUGAAGGAAAAAAACUGGAUAGGAAUGAUUUUCAGUGACCUGCCCCCAAUCACUUUCCCGUUUUUAUUAUUCAAUUUUAUAUAGUAUAUAUACAACUUCUACACAUAUUCUCCAAUCGUGGUUUGUAAACAAAUCCGACUUAUUCAUGUAUUGCACAAAUAUCCAUAUUUGACUUA
Messenger RNA from Tarenaya hassleriana, 1084 nucleotides. RefSeq names its product cysteine-rich repeat secretory protein 39. The transcript has 5 exons. NCBI's taxonomy places the organism in Eukaryota, Viridiplantae, Streptophyta, Magnoliopsida, Brassicales, Cleomaceae. Gene Ontology annotation, biological process: transport of virus in multicellular host; plasmodesmata-mediated intercellular transport. Gene Ontology annotation, cellular component: plasmodesma. The record is from RefSeq and is a predicted model, not a curated record. The coding region runs from base 22 to 912 and encodes 296 amino acids.